AUGGAUCGUAAGCAAGGUUUCACCGGAGCUGAGCAGUCUGUGGAUGUCCAGAGUUUACUUCGAGAACGAUACAAACAUAUAUUAGAUUUAUCAGACCGAGACAUUCAGCGGCUCUCGUCUUUGUCGAACGGCUUCCGAGUGGCGAUGGAAACCGAUGACCCACUCCUUCUCAAACGCACCAUAUCUGAUCACAUCACCAAAAAUAUUGGUUCCUUGGUGAUGAUGAAAGUUCCCACCAUCCCUCUACUUAGUCCUGAUGAAGUUCGUGUUCACCAGGUCAUGGACAGUUGUGCUUUCAAAUCCGCUAUAAGUUGUGCUGGGGGGCUUGUUUUGGGUGGUAUAUUCGGACUAUUCACAGCCAGUAUCGACCCACUUAGCACUGUGACGGGAACUGAAACUGUCUCCACGAAAACGGUCGCAAAGGAAAUGUACGCUCGUGCUGUGUCUCAUGGGAAAAACUUCGCUGUAAUCGGUGCUCUUUUCGCUGGUACAGAAUGUGCACUCGAAAGUGUAAGAAAUGACAUUGAAAAAGAACUUCUUAGUAUCGAGGGCGGUCUGAUCUACUUAAUAGUAUGGCCACGGGAGCUCUGGUCGGUGGAGCCAUUGGCUUACGUGCAGGCUUGCAGGCCGGAGUCAUGGGAGCUGCCGGAUUCGCUUAUGCCAUCCAGCGGCCACUCGAAUAAUCGACGAAGUCGUUCAAGAGAUAAGCGCCGAUCGGAAUAUGAGUCAAACUCGCGAAGCCGGCAUAAGUAUGAACUCCAUGAAAAGACCGCAUGCAAGCGUCAAAGACGUGAUACAUCGUCAACACGUCCUUCCUCGCGUUCUUCUAGCCCAAGUAUUACCCUCCCCCCAGAAGAAAUUCAAAGGCUUAAAGAAAAAAUUCGUCAAAAGAAGGCGUUGAUGAAGGAGUUAGAAACUCCUGAGGAAAAACGUGCGCGCCGAUUAGCGAAGAAGGAACAAAAGGAGCGCCGUCGUCGUGAAAAGCUUGGCUGGGACAAGGACUACCUUGGAUAUACGAAUGAAGAUAAUCCAUUCGGUGAUCGACACCUCUCGGAGACGUUUGUUUGGCGCAAAAAGAUUGAUAAUAAGGGUCUUUCGCACCUUGAUAAUGCACAACUGCAAACCUUACAAGCACAAAAAAUGGAAGAGAACCGAAAAGAGUUGGAGAAUGUUCGUCGACGCCGAUUGGAAAGAGAAAGGGAGAAAGAAGAGAGGGAAAAGGAAUUGGAGAUGCUGCAGCGGGAAAAAGAGGCUGAAUACUACAAAUCUUGGGGUCAGCAAGAAGAUACGUUUCACCUUGAGCAGGCCAAACUUCGUUCACGCAUUCGAAUUGCCGAUGGUCGAGCAAAGCCAAUUGAUUUGUUGUCUAAGUAUAUUGCUGACCAGGACGAAGGAGGUGGGAAUAUGGCUGGUAGUGGCGACAUUUCCAGUGCCAUCGAGGUAAUGGAACCAACACAAUUUUUAGUUGGAUUAAGCAUUGAAGACUUAGAGGACUUGCUUGUUGACAUUAAGGUUGUCUAUAUGGAGCUGGAAAAGGGCCAAAACGUUGAGUAUUGGAGGGAUAUGACGGUGAUAGUCGAGGAUGAGCUAAGAAAAUUAAAACAAGAUGAAGCCGCUGAUGGUGGGGGCCCUUGUGAUGGGGGGAGGCAUGUUUCUGCCAACAUCAGCCAUUCCGUUCUCCAGUCUGUGGCCGAUACUCUCAAGUCAAAAACCUAUGCACAGUUAGCAGCUCUUGAACGACAGAUCCAACCAAAAUUGCGUGGUGGUGAAGGCAUCGAUGUGGGCUAUUGGGAAGCACUAUCUCAAUUCGUAGCCGCUCAGAUGGCUCGGACACGGCUGCGUGAAAGACACCAGGAUCACCUGCGCCGAAAGCUUGCUUUCCUUCAACAGAUGCAAGGUAUUACUACUUCUAGCAGCGACCGGAAUCCCAUCUUCCCUAGUGGUUCCGGAUCUACACACCAGAUGGUCGAAAAAAUUCGGGAAUUGCAGCAGCAAGCCGCAGCUAAAAUACACGGAGAGGAUCAACAGGAUCGAGAGGAAGAAAAGAGGCAAUCUGAGCAACUCAGCGUAACUUCGAAUCAAACUGAAGAGGAAUCUGCGGGUGGACCCUCCACGGCGCCUUCAGAUUCUGCAGUUAUUCCCAAUGAACCAGAUCCAUACGACUCGGCCGUUUAUUCACCUGUCUUGUUGAAUCAAUCGGAUGUGGAGAUCGAUGCUGUUUUGUAUGACGCACAAGAUGAUUGGGCGAAGCUGGAAUACCAGAGAAAGGAUGUGAUGCACACUGGGGCCCUGCGCAAGACUGCUGAAGAAGAACUGAUGAAACGGGCUCGCGAAGGUGUUGAAGAGGGCGAUGCUGAAUUCAGUGUUAUGGCACCUCUCGAGGACCAGUCAUUCCUGUGGUCCGAUAAGUACCGUCCACGCAAGCCGCGUUUCUUUAAUCGUGUGCACACGGGUUUUGUCUGGAACAAAUACAAUCAGACCCACUACGAUCUAGACAAUCCUCCACCGAAGGUUGUGCAAGGAUACAAAUUCAAUAUUUUUUACCCUGACCUUAUCGAUAUGACCAAGACGCCAACGUACACUCGAACGCCUUGCGAGGAAGAACCCGAUUUCGAAAUCCUUCGGUUUAUUGCGGGCCCUCCAUACGAAGACAUUGCUUUUAAGAUCGUUAACCGCGAAUGGGAGUACUCAUACAAGCAUGGAUUCCGAUGUCAAUUCCACAACACCAUUUUUCAACUCUGGUUCCACUUUAAACGCUUCCGAUACCGUCGAUGA
Messenger RNA from Mesocestoides corti, 2775 nucleotides. The record is from the annotation of a GenBank genome assembly. NCBI's taxonomy places the organism in Eukaryota, Metazoa, Platyhelminthes, Cestoda, Cyclophyllidea, Mesocestoididae.